Messenger RNA from Paecilomyces variotii, 3622 nucleotides. Its product is annotated as metalloendoprotease HMP1. Gene Ontology annotation, biological process: protein processing. The transcript is spliced from 2 exons. Gene Ontology annotation, cellular component: mitochondrial matrix. Gene Ontology annotation, molecular function: metal ion binding. Bases 289 to 3477 code for a protein of 1062 amino acids. The record is from RefSeq and is a predicted model, not a curated record. Lineage: Eukaryota; Fungi; Ascomycota; Eurotiomycetes; Eurotiales; Thermoascaceae.
CCUUCUUCUAGUGACAGCUUCUAGCCCCGACACGCUAAAGGAAACAUCACUGCUGCAGACGACUGACUGAGGGAGACUCGGUCACUGCGGUUGCCGGUGCUUUGUGUUUGAGCGGAUUCCAGCACGGCAGACAGCUCUGCGCGCCGAUUGUGAUACCCGGAAGCGCCGAACCAGCACCGUCUGACUACAGAAGACGUGGCAUGCCACUGCGGUGAGAGCAGUCUAGUGCCGUCUUCCUGAGGAUAGCAACUGCGUUCUCCCUUACUGCUGUGAUAUCCAAACUCCAUCAUGUGGCGGUCGUCUUUGGCAACGGGCAGAAAUGCCCUGCCUGUGUUACGGCCAUCUGCCCGCGGUCUGCUACGAAGGCCUGCUCCUAGAGCUCCAUGGCCCUCCUUGAUAAGGAGAGAUGCUUCUACGGUGACGGAUAUCAACAGUUUUCCUGCCGUGGGUGAGAAGCUCCAUGGUUUUACCGUCAAGGACAAGAAGCAUGUGUCCGAGCUGCAUCUUACAGCCGUCCUCUUGAAACAUGACAGAACCGACGCCGAUUAUCUGCACGUGGCAAGGGACGACAAGAACAAUGUUUUUGGGAUCGGAUUCAAGACAAACCCCCCAGAUGCGACCGGGGUACCUCAUAUUCUGGAACAUACCACGUUAUGUGGCAGCGAGAAGUAUCCUGUUCGCGAUCCUUUCUUUAAGAUGCUCCCUCGAUCACUUUCGAAUUUUAUGAAUGCAUUCACUUCUUCAGACCAUACUACUUAUCCAUUUGCCACCACGAAUAAACAAGAUUUCCAGAAUCUCUUGUCUGUCUACCUUGAUGCGACCUUACAUCCUCUGCUGAAGGAGGAGGAUUUCAGACAGGAAGGAUGGCGUCUUGGACCGGAGGACCCGAGAGCUUUCGAAAAGCAGGAUGAUAAGACAUCAGAGAGCAAGCGACUGGAAGACAUCGUCUUCAAGGGUGUGGUUUACAAUGAAAUGAAGGGCCAGAUGUCGGACGCCAACUACCUAUACUACAUCAGAUUCAAGGAGAGCAUCUUCCCUGCGAUAAACAACUCCGGAGGCGAUCCUCAGUUCAUCACUGAUCUUACACACAAGCAGUUGGUUGAUUUUUCAAAACGAAACUACCACCCGUCAAACGCGAAGAUUGUCACUUAUGGAGAUAUGUCUCUGAGUGAUCAUCUGAAGCAGAUAGGUAGCGUGCUUGAUGGCUUUGACAGAGGCCAGCCAGAUAAAGAGAUCAAAUUGCCUAUUGAUCUUAGCCGCGGCCCUCUGAACGUGACAGUUCCAGGACCUAUUGACUCCUUCACCAGUGAAGACAAGCAACACAAGACUUCCACUUCGUGGCUCAUGGGAGAUUCGACAGAUGUUGUUCAGACGUUUUCUCUCGGGAUUUUGUCGUCAUUGCUCCUCGAUGGAUAUGGCUCGCCGCUGUAUAGAGCGCUGAUUGAGAGCGAACUGGGCUCCCAAUUCACGCCUAACACCGGUCUCGAUGCCUCCGGAAAGAUUCCGAUCUUCUCCGUUGGCGUUAGCGGGGUAGAGGAGAAAAACGUUCCUCUGGUAAAAGAGACCAUACAGAACGUGUUCCAGGAAUGCCUGGCCACUGGGUUUAGCGAUGAAAAGGUUCAAGGAUUCCUGCACCAGCUAGAGCUUGCUUUGAGGCACAAGACUGCCAACUUCGGGCUUGGUAUUAUGGAGAAGACUAUUUCUUCAUGGUUCAAUGGCACUGACCCGAUGAAGGAACUCGCCUGGAAUGACGUUAUUGAGGAGUUCAAGAGGAGAUACGCGGAGGGCGGCUACCUUGAGUCCUUGGUACAGAAGUAUCUAAUUACCGACAAAUCCCUCACAUUUACUAUGGUUGGCUCGCCAACCUUCAACCAGGAACUCGAUGAGAACGAAUCGACUCGGAGGAGUGCGAAGCUGUCUGAGUUGACGGAGAAGUUAGGCUCUGUCGAAAAGACUAUCGCCAAGCUGGAGGAGGAGGAACUGGAACUUCUCAAGGUCCAAGAAAAUGCUCAGCACGCGGAUCUCAGUUGCCUUCCGUCUCUCACCGUCAAGGAUAUCUCCCGGGAGAAAGAACGCAAACCUGUCAGGGAGUCGAAGGUCGAUGAGGUGGAUGUGGUUUGGCGCGAAGCUCCCACCAAUGGACUGACUUACUUCCAAGCUCUCAAUGCAUUUGAGGGCCUUCCUGAUGAUCUCCGUCUAUUGCUGCCGCUGUUCAAUGACUGCAUCAUGCGUUUGGGCACUCCUAACAGGACUAUGGAACAGUGGGAAGAUCUGAUCAAGCUCAAAACUGGCGGUGUCAGCACCUCAUCCUUCCUAGUGUCAUCUCCUACCGAAGUAGGGAAAUUCAGUGAGGGUCUGCAAUUCUCCGGGUUUGCAUUGGAUAAGAAUGUUCCCACGAUGUUGGACAUCCUAUCUACUCUCAUCACCGAAACGGACUUUGGUAGCCCGGAAGCUCCCAGGAUGAUCCAAGAGCUUCUGCGAUCAACGACAAAUGGGGCGCUUGACGCAGUUGCAGGAACCGGCCACCGAUAUGCUGUCAAUGCUGCUGCUGCGGCACUCUCCCGGGCGUUCUGGGUUCAGGAGCAGUACUCUGGCCUCGCUCAAUUGCAGGCUACCGCCAACUUGCUUCGAGAUGCGGAGACAUCAUCUGAUCAUCUCAAUGAGCUAAUUGGAAAAUUGCGUCAGAUACAGUCGUUCGCGAUCUCAAGAUCGCCGAGAUUCCGUGUGCGUAUGGUUUGUGAGCCAGGUAGCGCUGCAGAGAACGAGUCCACUCUGCAAAAGUGGCUCUCUGGCCUGCCAAGCACGCUUAAUCCUUCUGCUCCUCUAAGCGGACCUGAAUCUCCUUCUCAUUCGCCUAUGGUUCUUUAUGACAUGCCUUACAAGGUCUACUACUCGGGCGUGGCCCUGCAGACCGUUCCUUUUGUGGAUCCGACGAGCGCGUCACUCAGCGUCCUUGGUCAGCUUCUUACGCACAACUAUCUUCACCCUGAGAUUCGUGAGAAGGGAGGCGCCUAUGGAGCUGGUGCCAGCAACGGUCCAAUCAAGGGUAUAUUUACGCUUUCCAGUUACCGAGACCCAAAUCCUCUGAAUUCGCUGAAUGUCUUCAAGAACACCGGCAUUUUCGCCCGGGAUCGGACUUGGACCCAACGGGAGCUUGACGAGGCUAAACUGGGAAUUUUCCAAGGACUCGAUGCACCGAUGAGUGUUGACGAAGAAGGUAUGCGCUAUUUCAUGAGUGGUGUCACCCAUGAGAUGGACCAACGAUGGAGGGAGCAAGUCCUCGACGUCACUGCUGAAGACGUCAAUCGGGCGGCCCAGAGGUUUCUUGUAGAUGGUCCUCGGCGAUCUGUCUGCGUCCUUGGAGAGAAGAAGGACUGGGCCAAUGCAGAGAACUGGGAUGUGCGAAAACUUUCAAUGAACGCUCAGCCGGAGGGGGAUUUCGAACAGCCUCCAGAAGGAGCAGCUUUGUCGGCAUAACGUACCCAUGAACAUUGGGUAAUGAGUCUAUCUUAACUCCGAAUGUAUUAUUACUCAUUUCUAGAGGCUAGAGGUGGUUUGAUGAGUCCAGCGAAUUGGUUCCCUGAGCUCUAUACUGGCGAUCUUGGGAUAUUGGUGGAUAUAC